UCUAGAUCCCAAACUUCCUGUUCUGAUCACUUCCUGUUGUUGCAUCGGGCCACCUUCUGUGUGACUGGUCGCUUUCAGGUGAACUGUGGAGCUUCUGGUUUGAACUUUGACCUCACAGCUGAGCCACUCCUAUGUUUCCUCAUUGGCGAGCGUGGUGGCGCUACGUCUGAUUGACACCCCGCUCAGCAAAUCAGCUUCUUGUGCAGGCACGGAGGCGGGACUUCCCGUACAGUAGCUGCAAGAGGUCCAUCAUGGCGCUGACGCUGCUCGCUUGAGAGUUACAGUGCGAAACCCCGGAGAAGUCCAGCUAGUUCAAGUCGCUUCCAGUCACCGAGGGCACAAUUACGCAGAUUCACCGUCUGAAGCUGCUGGAGAUGAAGGGGAAGGAGCGGUCGCCAGUGAAGAAACGCUCCCGGGCGCUGGAAGACAGCAGAGACCGAGGAGGGAGCCACCCGAGCGGCAAGAAGAGCGGCGCCCUGUCGACGGUCGGUAGCAACAACAGCAACGGCUCCAUACACAGCGCUGUCUCCUCCAGGAGAAGUUUACACGGAGAGAAGAGAGACGCGAGGGACCCGGACGGACACAACUCCUCCGGAAGGAGCGGCAGCGGCUACGACUACCGAGUUAUCCCGGGGAACAAGCCGCACGUUGCCGCUGACAUCGCCGCGGAAGUAGCCAGAUCCUCCGCCUCAUCACGCUGCGAGCCGCGGCCUCCGUCGAACCCAGAAAGUGAGUACAAAACUCUGAAAAUCAGCGAACUCGGCUCCCAGCUGAACGACGAGGAGAUCGAGGACGGGCUGUUUCACGAGUUUACGAAGUUUGGGGACGUGAGUGUUAAGAUGAGCCGAGAGAACGACGAGCGGGUGGCGCUAGUGAACUUCAGGAGGCCCGAGGACGCCCGGGCGGCCAAACACGCCCGCGGCAAACUGGUGCUGUACGACCGGCCCCUGAAGAUAGAGACUGUGUACAUGAACCGACGGAGGAGCCGCUCCCCUGUUUCAAAAGACAGUUUCCCCGCAGGACACAGGCACCUCCACUCCCAGAGACCGCUGUCCCCCACUGCUAUGGGCUUCAGAGACUACCGGUUACAGCAGCUGGCGCUGGGCCGUCUCCCUGCUCCUCCACCACCUCCUCCUGUUCCUCCACCACCUCACCUCAGAGAGCUGGAGCGAGAGAGAGACUUUCCUGUGUACGAGGCCAGGAGCCGACCGCCCUUCGUCCCUGAAGCGGCUGUUUUCCGUGAAAAGGACCCGAUGACCCCUGAGGAUGACCAGAGGGCAAACAGGACGUUGUUUCUGGGCAACCUGGACGUCAGCGUGACGGAGAGUGACCUGAGGCGGGCGUUCGACAGGUUCGGGGUCAUAACAGAGGUGGACAUAAAGCGGGCUGUGAGAGGCCAGAGCAACACCUAUGGGUUCAUGAAGUUCGAGAACCUGGACAUGGCUCACCGCGCCAAAGUAGCGAUGUCAGGGAAAGUGGUGGGCCACAACCCGAUAAAAAUUGGCUAUGGUAAGCCCACGCCCACUACUAGGCUAUGGGUGGGGGGUCUUGGACCCUGGGUUCCGCUCGCUGCUCUUGCCAAGGAGUUUGACCGUUUUGGCACCAUCAGGACCAUAGACUACAGGAAAGGUGAGGUGUGGGCGUACAUCCAGUACGAAAGCCUGGACGCGGCUCAGGCUGCAUGUACUCACAUGAGGGGCUUCCCUCUCGGCGGCCCUGACAGGAGACUCAGGGUGGACUUUGCCGAAACAGAAGUCCGCUAUCAGCAGCAACAGUUUAUGCAGCUUCCUCUGCCGCACUAUGAUUUAGUUUCUGAGCCCUUUGUCCACCGUCUCACUGAGCCGGUGAGAGUGAGAGACAGGUCCCCUCCACAUCCCGCCCGCUUCAGAGACAGAGAUCCGUAUGCCACAGCUGAGUGGUCGGGCCUGGCUGUCCACGAUAGGAUGCGAGGACCAGCCUUCGAUCCCAUGGACCGCCUGGAGAGGCGUUCACGGGAGCCCUGGACAAUAGAGCAAGAGCGGGAGCUGCAAAGCAGAGAUCUGGGCCGCAAAAGGAGACAUAUGAACGACGGCUGGUGGUUGGAGCCUUCACCUGAUGGCUGCGACUUUGGUCUGCGUCGGCAUGGCAACUCCCUAGAACGAAGCCCAGAAGGGAGCAACCGAGAUGGGGUGCGUCACGGUGACCCAGAACGCCUGCCUCGCCUCGGCAGACCCUCCCCUGUUAGAGAGAGGCAAAACACUCAGGACACCGGCUGUGGAGACAAGAGAAGGAGAACACUGAGCCCAACUGAGCCGGGCAAACGCAGAGCUAGUGACUCAGCCAAGAGCCCAUUAAAGAAGGAGGUUCGCUCAGAUCAACCCUCCUCUUCCUCAAAGACCAAGGGGACGGCUGAAGGACAGAAGCUGAGCCAGGUCUGGCAGGGUGUCCUCCUGCUGAAGAACAGCAGCUUCCCCACAUCACUGCACCUGCUGGAGGGCGACAUCGCAGUGGCCACCAGUCUUCUAGUGGACGGCUCAACUGGGGGUCAAGUGUCCCAGCUGAAGAUCAGCCAGCGCCUGCGCCUGGACCAACCCAAGCUUGAGGAGGUCUCUCGUCGAAUCAAGGCCACCAGCUCCAGCGGAUACUCCAUCCUCCUGGCCAUGCCUGGAAAGGACGAUGCCAGCAACCCCAACGAGAGACCACUGAAGAACCUGGUGUCCUACCUGACGCAGAAGGAGGCGGCCGGCAUAAUCAGCCUCCCUGUGGGGGGCAGCUGUGACAAGGACCACGGAGGAGUCCUUCAUGCUUUCCCCCCAUGUGAGUUCACGCGGCAGUUCAUGGAUCCCUCUGCCAAAGCUUUUGCCAAAUCAGAGGACGACUACAUGGUGAUGGUCAUUAUCAGAGGAGCUUCAUGAAAAAAUGUAUGAAUAUGUCUUUUCACACUCAUGAACUGUUACACAGUGAGUUGGAAAAACAGGGAAAUGACAGAGCAGGAUAAGAGGAAAUGACAGGGCUCAGAUAUUUAUGUUCUCUAUCCUGCAGAGUGGCCUGUUUCUCAUCCUGUUGAAGGUUUAUAGAAAUGAAAGCUACUGAACAGGUCUUGACAAAUUGAUAGGUGUGAUUAUAUAAUACAGGUGACAUGUUGCCUUCUGCUCCUCAAUUACCGUAUAAAUGUACAUUACUUGAAAGGUACUCUUCUGAAAGAGCAAGCUACAGUUCUGUGAAUCAUAACUAUAUGUUGCCUUAUCCCAUUCAAAAAGAGAGUUUUCUUAUAUAAUUUCAUGAAUUGUUAUUUAAACUCAAACAGCUUUAUGAUUUCAUUUGAUCUCUACUCAGCUUAGAUUUAUUCUUUCCCGUCUUGACAAAGAUUUUUUGCAGUUUGGCUUCAAAGUAAUUCAACUAAUGUAAGUAGACAUUUCCUCUAGCUUUACCCAUGGCUCAAUAAUAACUUUUUGCUGACAAAGUAAGAACCUAUUUCGUCAUUCAGAGUUUCAUUAUGAGAGUUUGCUGUUUUUGUCACGUCUGGUAACUUCUGCUUAAAGCCACAGAAAAUAUGUAAAAGUCUUUAUAGUUUUAUAAGGUUUAUAGUUUAAAACUGCAGUUAUGUCAGUGCGCCUCUCUGAGCCACAUCUGGAGGUUAUAUGACAGUACAAGAUGAAAUUAAUUUAGUAUUUGCCAUCUGUUUUUCACAGUGUUCACUGAACAUCCAUGUGUAUGGUGUGGACACAAGCAAAACGAGCCCGUACAUUGUAAUGCAGCCCAGCACAGUCCUCCAGCUAAAAACUAGAAUAUCGCUCAGAAGAGCACAAACCUCCGCCAAGGCCCAACAGUGCGGUUAAAUCAAGCUGGACCGAAUUGCUAACACUAACAGAUCAUCGGUUCCCUCAAUAUUCCAGUUUUUUUUCCAUCAUUGUAGAUCUGUGUUUUAUUCUCUAGUAAAUUGGUGAAAAACCCCCCACUAUCAAUUGCAAUUUAAAAGAAGGAAAUGGAAAAACAUCCCUGGGAUCUUCCCCUUUGUCCAGAUCUGCACCAAUAUUUAAUGUGCUCUCUAUUGGCUCAUGUCCCAACCUUCAUUCAAGUUUCGUGUAAAUAUUUUCAGUAGUUUUUGUGUAAUCCUGCUACAAACAAAUAGACAGGGGACAGGAAAACAUCAGAUCCUAGACGAUGAAAAUUGUCUUUUUGUAAACCUUGUCCAAAUUUUUUUUUAUAACUGCAGACUCCUCACUUCUGUACAUAUUGACAUCAUGGUUUAGUCUUGUUUUUUUGGUCUGCGUCAGCCUCCACGUAUAUUUAUAACUGCUUAUUUGGUUUAUAAACCAUAUGUUGUCUUCAGAUUGAUGCUCUUUGUCACUGUUUUUUUAACUCUUUAUCAUGGCAGUAGAAGAAAAGCAGGAAAUAUUCAUAGGAGAAACUCAAACCAUCAAGAGGUUUAACUUAUAAUUUCAGCAAUAUUAUAAGAGUUGACAAAACUUGCCAAAGUCUAAAGAAAAUUUAAUAUUACCAGCUCUACUGGGCUAAUACAUACCAUUAGUCCCUCAUUCUGAAAUGCAUUGAAACUCAGGGUUCCUUUUUACUUGUGUCCUCUCCCAUUGUCAGUGUUGUCCUAUAAACAUCGCACUCAAUAUGGUUGAACAGUUGUUUGAUUGAAUUCUACACUUGUUCUCUUGUUAAAAAAAACCCUAUAACAUUAUAAUCCACUGAUUACACCAGUUACCCCAACAAAGCAUGUACUGUUAAAAAGAGAGGAUGUAACCUAUAAAUGAAGAGUUAUAUGUAUUCCAUGCACAUUUCUAAUAGCCGCUCCAAAGUCGAUAUGUUGAAAAUACUUCCAUGCUAUCAGUGAACUUUCACCUUCUUCUGAAAGGACUGUGAAUGAUCCGUUUUUUGUGUUUUGAUUUGAGUACUGUGUUUCAAAUGGAGAAAAAGAAAUGAUGUGUGCUGUAUACUCAGGAUAUCUGGAGAGACAUGGAGAACAUCAAUGCUCAUGGGCCUAAGAAGUAUACGUAACUGUCAGGAAAAAAGAAACGCAAAGUGCAUCACGCACUUGAUAGAUUUUUGUCUCAAUAAAUUCACCUUUUCGUGGGAAACACACGUGCCUCGGAAGACAGCUUUUGUGACCCUUUUCUGUUCUUGGAAUUGUCUAUCAAACUCAAAAGGCUUAAUCACUUUGACAGCGGGAUCCUGGAGAGGAAGUGUGAAAAUCAAGUGACGGCAGCCUCUAAGUUCUUUGCUUUCAUAUUCAUCAUUUGUUGAAUGACCUUUUGUGAAGAGGUUUUCGUGUGAAAUUUGGCCGUUCUAGAAGCCUCUAUGUCCGUGCGUCUGCGGAGGCAAAGAUCAAGUCGCUGCAUCUCUGCAGAUAAUGUGGCUUUUUCCUCAGUCACCUCUGGCCUGAGCUGUGGCUGACAACCAGCACUCGCCAUGUUCUGACAAAAUCCCAGAGGUCGUCUCCACCAGGCAGCCUCUCAGCGGAAGCAAGGCCCUGAUCAUCUUCCUCAUCUGGCCCCUGCAAAGUGUCGGUUCAGCACAAGCUUGGGAAGGAAGUUAAUUUAUUUACUUGCUUGUUCUGGUGUUGGAGUUUGGAAGAGGAGCGCUGUGCUAGGGCCUGACGGAGAAAGAGCUUGCAACAGUGAGACUUAAUGUGCCAUAAAAAGGGAAGGAGAGAAAGCCCCACAGAGGAGAAAUCGUUCCUCUACAGGGAAUCUUAGUUGACGUGUUGAUCUGAUUUACAUACUUUUCUGUGCCAAACUGCUUAUGAAACCAAAGUAAGGAAUCAGUCAGAGUCGGCACAGGAUGAAUCUCACCAAGAAAGAUCUGCUACUACUCGUCACUGCUUCAUCUCCAAACUGAAGGGACCAGAGCCGCUUCACUUCAGCCUCAGGUGAUCACUCGAUGCCACGGCCGGAGGUUUCCUGGAGGUUUCCUGGAGCGUUGGGAGCAUAACUGGUUUGAGUCUCUCCGCGGCUGAACUUGCUCCUUUUCCAAAGGUAAAGUAUUGAGAUGACCUAAUCGACUGACCCGGGUAUGUAUUCAAAUGUUGAAGACCAAUACCACUACACACUACAGGGACCAAAGCUGGUAUGAGGGUGAACUGAUGGUAGGAGUCCAUUUAUCAUUUUACCUUUCUUCACAUCUAACUUGCCCACUGGGUGUACUAGUUUCUGGGAGAAGCAAAAUUAGCACAAUCUCUUCAUUGUUGGUCUCAAAUGCACCAGCAGUUCAUGGAGCAUCUAAUAUAAAUGUCAAGCAGACACACAAGUGGGUCAUAGUCAGCAUUGGAAAACGUUCUCUGAUCAAGUAGACCUGAGACAUUUAGCAAAACCAGUCUGUGAAAACCUGUUGAAUAAUAGAAUGUACAGAAAUACUUAAUUAAGAGUGCUGUAACUAAUUAACUGGAUUAUUAUUACUACUAUGUUUAACAUCUAAUAUUGUAGCUGCUCAAUUCUUUUUCAUUUGUAAUAGAAAAGUUCCAUUAUAAACCGAUGGAUAUUUUCUUGUUUUUCAUAAGCUGUCCCGUGGAAUAAAACCCCUUUUCUCCAAAGGAGAUAUAAUUGAUUUUCCAUGUAAAAUCAUUAAGAAAGUAACGUAAAUAUAGCAGUGAGGUCAAUGUAGUGGAGCAGAGGAAAGUACAUUUCCUUGUAACAUUUAAUUGACUGAAGUAUAGAGCAUCAUAAAAUGGAAAAUACUCGUGAAGUCAGCGACAAGUCACAUGAAAGUUGUGCUGUCACAUCACUGAGUGUUCCACUACAAAAUCAACACUAAUCAAUAAUAUUAGGUUUUCCACCAUUGUUCCGUGUUAUUCAGUAUCACGUUCCAGUUUGAAUAGAGAUCUAAGACAAUUUAAGGCGCCUGGCCGAAACUCAAGAGGCAUCAUCGUCCUAUUAAUUACUUCAGUGUCAAAAAAUAGGUUUUAACAUUGAGAGGAAAUGGAAACAUGCAUCUGGAAAUCGGAAUAAUUAAAGCUUUCUUUGAAUUCAUGGUUUGGAUCAAUAUCUUGAUAUAAUGUUUGAAAAGUCUUAUCCAUUAAAUCCAGUUCUUUACUUUUUACACUAGGAAGUUCAUGCACAAAAACAUAUACUGUCCCACUGACCCUUCACUGCUGUGCAUGAAUCAUUUUUUUUAAUUUGAAAUUUAAUUCUUGUGGACCAAACAGUGUUUGGGAUUCCUCUCAUAUGAAACCUAUGUGUUAUUAAACUGUUGAGUAUUUCAGGGAAUUGUCUCAAUACAGGAGGAGAUGAAGAAAGAAAACUUGUCUCAUGUUGUCUCUGUGAAAGACUCAUAUUUACCCACAGUAUGAACUGAGCACAUGAAAGGGAUUCAUCAUCAGACAAGAGAAAGUCAUUUGGUGAGUACAAUUCAGAUAUGCACUUUUCAUAUUUAUACCUUGAAUCAUAAUAAAUAUUUAAAUUGUAUCAAUGUGUUUUUAAAUAAAGGCAACAAUUUUUUUUUCA
This is a messenger RNA of Platichthys flesus (European flounder), 7427 nucleotides long. RefSeq names its product RNA-binding protein 15-like. Gene Ontology annotation, molecular function: mRNA binding. Gene Ontology annotation, cellular component: nucleus. Lineage: Eukaryota; Metazoa; Chordata; Actinopteri; Pleuronectiformes; Pleuronectidae. Gene Ontology annotation, biological process: regulation of alternative mRNA splicing, via spliceosome. The coding region runs from base 375 to 2894 and encodes 839 amino acids. The transcript has a single exon. The record is from RefSeq and is a predicted model, not a curated record.